CCUGAGGCACGGACUUUUUUUUCCCCCUUGACCACGCUUCUCUCAUCUCUGCACUUUAUCUCUAUCAACAAAGCUAAAGUGUGAGCUCGGACCGCGUCCUCCCGCUGCUCACCGCCGCUGGACGACAGUUUGGAUGUUCGCCGCACAGGCCGGAGCGGCGGCUGGACAGGUCUCCGUACUGUUGCGACACUUUGGGGCAGUUUGUUGAACAAACCCCGCCGCACCUCGUCAUUUCACACCGAAUGAACCGAGCCGGUUUGGGACUGCUUCUGGUAAACCGCGGGUCAUUUCUUUUAAAGUUCUGGCGUGUUUUGUUGGUAUUUUUCCGUCCUGAGGACUCCUUGGACAGCACGUUGUUUACAGACGGACAGGCGCUCCUCAGAGCUCCUUUGUAACAGCGUAGAUAAUCCCUGCAUGUCAGUUUACAGUCGAACUCCCGGGGCUCAUUCUCACAGUCUACACCAAAUGUUUUGACUUUUUUCAUCACUUUUUUUUUUUUUACAUAAUUUAUUCCUCCAAAAAAAGUUUUUUUUUUUUUUUUUUACUUGAGUGUUAAAUCGAUUUGUUUCAUUUCCCACUAAAAACUUUAUAAAUAACUCGAUCAGGGCAUCUGUAAAUCCAGAUGUUUUGGUUCUUUCUGCCACUUCUGUUAUUUCAUUCAAACAAAGGAACAGCCGACACAGUCCUUCUUUCUAUAUAAAUCGGAAGGUUUAUGAUAGUUACUAUUAAGGAGAUUAUUUGGGUUCCCUAAUCUCCAAUCUGAGGAUUAACCGAGGUUACUGGUGUGUCCAGAUUAUUACGUCUCUUUUGUAGGGCCCUCUGUUGACACCCCCGCAGCGGCUCAGCCAUAUUGUUUUCUUUUCUUUUUUUUUUCCAACACUCACAGAGACCUCUGAGCCGAAAAGUUAAAUGUUUUAAGUGAACCGUGCUGACUGAGUGGAAGUUCAGAGGACCACCAUGGAGGACUCCUCGGUGCCUCCGAUUGACCCAGAUUUCGAGCCGCAGAGCAGACCCCGUUCGUGCACGUGGCCCCUGCCCAGACCCGACAUCUCGGCUGUCAAGCCGGAGGGAGUGGACGGCACCGAGUCCGCCGCGGGGACCCCUCCCGCCGACGAGGACAAGCCCGAGCCGCAGCAAAUCGCCUCCGAGCCCGAGAAAGCGGCGGCGGCGGCGGCCGAGGGCGGGGUGGUGUCCGGGGUGGGCGGAGCCGGAGCGACGCCCCGCAAGGGGUCGUCCCGACGCAACGCGUGGGGGAACCAGAGCUAUGCGGACCUGAUCAGCCAGGCCAUCGAGAACUCCCCUGACAAGAGGCUGACCCUGGCCCAGAUCUACGAGUGGAUGGUGAAGACAGUGCCUUACUUCAGAGAUAAAGGAGACAGCAACAGCUCGGCCGGCUGGAAGAAUUCAAUUCGUCACAAUUUAUCACUCCACAACAAGUUCCUCAGAGUUCACAAUGAGUCGACGGGCAAGAGCUCCUGGUGGAUGCUCAAUCCGGAGGGAGGGAAGACGGGGAAGGCUCCCCGCCGCCGCGCCGCCUCCAUGGAUAACAGCAGCAAGCUGCUCAAGAGCCGCAUGCGGGCCAAGCAGACCAAGAAGCAGGCGGCGGCGGCCGGCCUCGGGGGCGCGGGAGGGGUGCUGCAGGGCGACGGCGGCACGGGCUCGGGCGGCGCCGACAGCCCCAACUCGUCCCAGCAGUUUCCCAAGUGGGGGGUGAACAGCAGCAGCCCGUCGUCCCGCGGCAGUCUGGACGACGCUGACAUGUGGACCACCUUCCGCCCGCGGACAAGCUCCAACGCCAGCACCCUGAGCGGGCGCCUGUCCCCCAUCGCGCCCGGCCAGGAGGACGACGACAGCCUCCCCGAGGACAGCCUGCUGGGGAGGUACGCCGCCAGCAGCCUGACCCCCACCCUGACCGAGACCCUCAUGGAGGAGCUGGACCUGAUCGACGGCCUCACUCUGAUGACCGGGCAGCAGGGCGGGGCCAGCCCCAGCACGGCGCCGCCGGCACCGCCCACUCCACUGCCCUCCGCCUCCACCCUGCUGCCCCGGGGCUCCAGCUUCCCCUCCUUCCACCAGCUGCAGUCCUCCAGCUUGCCAAAGGCCCCCGCCCACGCCGGGACCCCGGCCUCCGUGUCCCAGUGCGGGCCCGCCAACAAGGAGCCGGCGGCCUUCGGAAACUCCCUCUUCAACCACAUGUCCGGCCCCGGCGGCCGCGGGAGCGGCCAUUUUAACACCCAUGUCCCCUCCAGCCUGGAGGCGCUGCUCACCUCCGACUCGCCCCCGCCCAGCGACGUCCUGAUGACCCAGGUGGACCCCCUCAUGCCCAACCCCGGCGGGGUGGGCCUGAUGGGCAUGGGCUCGUCCGUGGUGGGCGUGCGGCAGAAACCCAACCAGCUGCUGUUGGGCAAGGCGCUGGAGCCGAGCCCCGUGGCCCCCAUCCCGCUGCAGCCGCAGCUGCAGCCGCAGCAGCACCACCUGCACCACCAGCAGCCGCCGCCGCCGCAUCACGCUCAGAUGGGGCUGGGCAUGAUCCUGUCGGGGAUGUCUCAGGACCCGUCGCAGCUCUCUGCGCUCAAAGCCCAGCACGGCCAGGGGCCAGCGGUGGGCUCCCACCCCGCGGGCCCCCCGGGCCCCCCCGGCGCCGCCCUGCAGGGGAUGGGUCAGUUCGGCGCGCCGUCCUGCUUCCCCGCCGGCCAGGACCGGCUGCCCACGGACUUGGACAUAGACAUGUUCACAGAGAACCUGGAUUGUGACGUAGACUACAUCAUCAACAGUGACCUCAUGGACGGAGACGGCAUCGACUUCAACUUUGACCCCAUACUGCCGGGAGGUCAGGGCUACGCCGGCACCGCCGCCACACAGGGCUCCGCCCACAGCUGGGUGCCCAGCUAAGUCUUCACAGUGUCAGCCAGGAACUCAUCUCCAAUCAGAAGAACCUCAUCAAACAGCAAAACCGCCGGUGCAUCGCGUCACCCCGAUGGCUGAGAACACUUCUUUUUUUCUUUUUUACACAGACACAACGUUUCUCGUGGAUUUCAAAUGGUAAAAUCCUGACCUCACUCAUGUCACGUGCCAAGACAUGCGGGGGACACGGAGAAGAUUCAGGCAACUAUGCACAGGUUUUCAGUUUUUUGUUUUUCUUUUUGGCACUCGGCAACGACCUGGCUGCUAGCCGUUUCUGUCUUUUAAUCCAAACUGAUGAUUUUUAAAGAUGAGUGAUAGAAAUGCUUUUGAGAGUGGAAAGAAACAAACAAACACCUCAUGGGUUUGUGUUUGAGUUACCUGAGAGAAGCUUCAGGGCGUGGAUACGGUACCCCGGGCGGCGUGGGCAGUGCAGACUUUACGGAGUGUGUGUUUUUGCAGAAAUGGCCAGUUGUCCUCUUGACGCUCACUAGGCGUGAAUUUCCAGACCAAAACGUUGUUGGAUCGUCUGAUCCGAACGGGGGGGGGGCGGCGCGCUUCCUCCGCCUGUGAAGCAGGUCGAGAGCGAAGACGGGACAACUGAAAGUAUCAAAUCCUCCACUUUGCUUCGACUUCUCGUCUCACCCAGACUACACCUUAUAAAGAUGCAGAUUUUUUGCCUCGACCUAAAUUUUCUGGUUUUGCCACUUUUGCGUUCAAUCCAGUGUGUUAUGGUAGAUCUAAGUUAGAGGAUGGGUUUUUUUUUUUCUUUCAUCCGCUGAUGUGCAGUUCAACUAACAAAAAAAAAUGAAGAAAUGUGAUGUGGGAGUUUAUACCCAGGGCAUUUAAAGACAAAUUUAUUCGGGUGAUUGGUCGGCCAAGUAUUAUAUAUUGUCCUUGACAGCAGUAUGACUCCACUGUCAAGUUGUCUACCUGAUUUUCUUUUUUUUUUUUUUUCCUUUUCUUUUUUUUUUUGUGUUUUUGUCCAUUUAGAGGCUGUGCAUGUUUCAAAGCACUUAGGUUCCCUGUAACACAGGGACCCCAAAACUCUAAGAGUACUUCCACAUGAGGUUUUAGCAUUUCAGUGAAAGAGAGAGUUUAUAAUCCUGCGGAGAGUCAGUGGGAUGCCCACGUUGCACAUGUACAUGAUGGAUGGCAUGCUAUGCAGACUUGUCAGGAGAGCUUAUUGAAACCUUGAAGGAAAUUUGAAAAGAAAAAAGAAAAAACCCAGUUUCCUGAUGCGUCGUCUGGGAGGAUUCCAGCGCUUCAAGUCAGGAAAUCCUCUCCGGUUCAGUACUAACUUUAAAGAAAUUAAUUCAUUGUGUGAGAAGUACAUCCAAAAGAAUAUAUUUGAAUAUAGUUUUAAUAUACAAUUUAGAUGGAGAAAAAAAAAUCUGAUAUUAAUGCAUAUGAAUAUUUACUAAUGACGUGGUGUUUUUUGUUUUUUUUUUACAUUGGAAGAAGCAUUCUCAGAUCAUUUUUAACGGUAAUUUUCUAUACUUUUAUUUUUGUAAAGGACAACAUGCAUGUAGAUUUUUUUUUUUUUUUUUACAUAACCAAAUGAACACUAAUAUUUGCAUUGCAUGUAGGGAGCGCUUGAGCCUGACACAGUAUCCUCAUGUACAUAAGCUUUGCAAAAAAAAAGACGCCUGUAAACUCUAAAAGUGAGGCAAAAAAAACUCAGUUCCCUUCCAUCUGCUUCCCGCUUUAUUCGUCUUCUUUUAUUUCUCCUGAAUCCAAGUAAAUGUGCGAUAUUUACAUCAAAAUUAAAAAAAAAAAAAAGUCAUCUCAUUAAAAAAAUAAGAAGAUAAAAAAAGACAUUUGUACAACAGUUACCUCUCAGGCGGGAAAACAGUUGAGCUCUGGCAUCCUCGGCGUCGCCACCCGUCCAAACCCAAACCCGGUGUGCUCAGAAAUGCGGUCACCUUUUAUUUUCAAUUCAUUCCGUAUUUGAUUUAAAUUAGCCGCCCUCAGCAGUCGCUGAGGAAGAGCAGAACAGAUGUAACGGAGGGGAAUAAACUCAGAGGGGGUCAGUCGCUCCUGUUGAACGACAAGGUUUCAAGUUCAGCUUUGAAAGUAGCCCACAUCCAACCGCCACCCGUCACAAACACUCGUUUAUUUUUCAUGUAGCCGCAUUUUCGCACAUCUGUGGUCAGAGUUGGAUUUUCAGUCCCGGUCGGGUUGUGACAAUCGGAUAACAGCAAACAUGUGACUGGAAACCAACAGGUUUUGUGUUCUCCUGGAGACGUUUCUGUCUUACGGAGAGUCGAUCUCGGAUCCGACUCUCGUGUUUUCGUGCUUCAGGGCGACGCAGCUGUCCAGCUGUGUGUAUCACUCCUGGGCUUUUUUACUUGGGUUCUUAUUUUGUUUUUUUGUUUUUUGUUUUUUUCUGACUGCCAAUAUUUAAAACACUACUUAUGAGGUUAUUCUGUAGCCAGACUUUAUUUUGUCAUCUCCUUCCUUUUUGAAAUUUCGUGUGUGUUCGUACUUGAUUUCGUGAUCAGACAUAAUAAUUUCCCCCUGCAGUUUAAACUCCUAAUCAUCAUUUCACUGUAGCUGUGUGAAUAUGUUAGCAUGAUUUGUAUAAAGCACUCUCUCAUUUCUUCUUUCUUUCUCUCUCCGAAUGGUGCUAGAUUUGUUUCAUAUUCAGUCCGCCACGAUGCAAAACGGCUGCAUAUCAGGGCCUUUUGAAUUUUCUGUGUACGACACAAGGUCCUCAAUCUGACGUUGCAGUAGAAAUCCUCCAGCAGUGGUCUCCCUUCUUCAUUUUCUGUGUUUUGACAUGUAUGAUGAUAAUAAUAAUGAUAAUCUCCCAUCCACAUUGGUCAGCUUUUUUUUUUUUUUUUAAACUGCAUGAUUUUCCUAUUUUCAAUCAUAACAUGUUAUGAUUUUAGCAAGUCCUUAUGCAACGCCCCCUCUUUUCCCACCUUCGCUGUUUUCGUUAACUGAUGUCCCUGAAGUUGGUUUUGUUAUCAACAGUUGGUAGACUGCAGCCUGUAAAGGAGCAGCUCCUCUUUUAAUGCCUCCUCCAAACAGUCGGGUGUGACGUUAUUACUUCUUUUGUACUCCCAUUUAUAUAAUGGCAACUAUCUACAUAUUGGAUUUCUGCUUUAUUUUUUUUUUUCUUUAGGUAGUAUUUAGUCCUUGUAUGUUUUUAAAAAAUGAAAAUUGCCCCACUUGAUACAGUAUUUUAGAUGUCUGCAUAGGCUGUUCUCUCCACACAGGACGAUGGAAACACUGAAUUGUGCAAAAGCCAAUAAUGUUAAGAUUCUUCUUUUUAUCAUGUUGGUAGUUAUUUUUUUCUUUCUUUCUUUCUUUCUGCCCCCUUUUUUUCCUGUCUUUUUCUUUCUUUACACUUUGUAAAGUCAGCCAGAGAUGACAAACAGUUCUGAACAGCAGAAAUCAACUCAAUAAACUGUUUAACCCAG
Messenger RNA from Salarias fasciatus (jewelled blenny), 6329 nucleotides. It is a transcript of the gene foxo4, whose product is annotated as forkhead box O4. Lineage: Eukaryota; Metazoa; Chordata; Actinopteri; Blenniiformes; Blenniidae. Gene Ontology annotation, biological process: regulation of transcription by RNA polymerase II. Gene Ontology annotation, cellular component: nucleus. Gene Ontology annotation, molecular function: DNA-binding transcription factor activity, RNA polymerase II-specific; RNA polymerase II cis-regulatory region sequence-specific DNA binding. The record is from RefSeq and is a predicted model, not a curated record.